This is a messenger RNA of Syngnathus typhle (broad-nosed pipefish), 1414 nucleotides long. Its product is annotated as probable dual specificity protein phosphatase DDB_G0281963. Gene Ontology annotation, biological process: protein dephosphorylation; negative regulation of MAPK cascade. Gene Ontology annotation, molecular function: MAP kinase tyrosine/serine/threonine phosphatase activity; protein tyrosine/threonine phosphatase activity. NCBI's taxonomy places the organism in Eukaryota, Metazoa, Chordata, Actinopteri, Syngnathiformes, Syngnathidae. The record is from RefSeq and is a predicted model, not a curated record. Bases 145 to 1221 code for a protein of 358 amino acids. The transcript has 5 exons. Gene Ontology annotation, cellular component: cytoplasm.
UUGGUAAGAGGAUGAGCUCAUCGUUUAGAAUCAGUCUCCGGGAGAAGCGAGAGAAAACAGGACGUCGCUGGUGUGGACCACAAGAAUCUGCAGACCUGCAACUGACGCCGACUGGACCAGCUUUUAGAAGAAAGAUAUCACAAUAUGGUUUGGUCCAUGGAGGGAGAGACAGAGCGUCCUCCUCUGUCCGUCAUCCUGCCGAGGCUCUACCUGGGAGCAGAGCGCGAUGUGACGCAGGACGGACUGGCUUCUCUGGGGAUCUCCUACGUGUUGAGCGUGAGCCGCUGCAGCCCCCGACCUUCCUUCCUUCCCUGCUCCAGAUACCUCCGCAUCCCCAUCGAUGACUCCCUAUGGGAUGACCUGCUGCCCUGGAUCCCUCAGGCUCUACGCUUCAUCGACGCGGCAAUGUCUUCUGGGGCUUCUGUGCUGGUUCACUGUGCAGCUGGAAUCUCUCGCUCUCCGGCCCUGGCUGUCGCCUACAUCAUGUAUAGCUCGGGAAUGGAUCUGGACCACGCCUACAGGUUUGUGAAAGAGCGCCGACCCUCCAUUUCCCCCAAUUUCAACUUCCUGGGUCAACUGCAGCACUUCCAGAGCACCCUGCGUCAGAAGUCCUCUGGGGAUGACAUCCCGAGCCAGCAGCUGGACAACGUCCUGUCGUACAUCGACAAUAGUAACAAUCGCAUCUCCAUAAAUUCCAAUAAUCAGGCCGGCGUUACCAGUGAUGAAGGGAUGCAAACACACGGAGAGAAUUUCUACCAGCAGAGACAUUCAAAUCCAGACGCAAACGGGAACCAGCACAUUUGGACUCGUCGUAGUAAUCAGCAAGAAAUCCAGACGCCUUUCGGGGUAGCCAAUCCGAGCUCUUGCGUAUCGAUGAAAUCAGCAGCAGUUUCCGCUUCUCUUUCUGACCGACGCAAAAGCCUCAGUCUCUCGCUGACCCCUUUGGGGACAUGCCAAGCCGAGAGCAGUGGUUUGUCAGGAGGUGUCCACAAGAGGGCAGACAAAUUGCAGGCAAAGACACCGAGUAGGCAAUCGGGGGAGACGCAGAACCCGUCACAGGAAAAACGCAGCGCCGCUGAAGUGAAGGAGGAGCAGGGCCUGCUUUCGCCGCUGAGCUGCACACUCAACAAAUUGCUGGACUGGGGGGAAAGAGUCCUACUGGGGGGUGUUUUUGCCCACCCUGUCAAGAUGGGACAGCCGGCUUUGCCGUACAGGUGCUGAGUGGAAUGGUUACGAAUCGGUACUUGUUUAUUUAUUUCUGGGAUGAGAGAAUGAUUCUCCGCUUAUCCGCUUAUUUUGCCCCCCCCCCUCCCCACUGUCAUCUUGUUGUUUGUAAGAUGGCGAUAUUUUUCAUUCCUCGUCGCUUUAGUCUCAAUUGUACAGUAUUUACUGAUGAUUAAAGAUUGAAUUUCAA